This is a messenger RNA of Atta colombica, 2088 nucleotides long. RefSeq lists its product as uncharacterized. Bases 172 to 1911 code for a protein of 579 amino acids. The record is from RefSeq and is a predicted model, not a curated record. The transcript is spliced from 7 exons. NCBI's taxonomy places the organism in Eukaryota, Metazoa, Arthropoda, Insecta, Hymenoptera, Formicidae.
AUAAAAUGUAAAAGAAAGACAAGAAAUAAAUUACAAAAUGAUCGUAGAAAGAUCAAAUGCUCGCAUAACGUAAACUUUCCAGUUAGUUUCAUUCUUGUGCUUUAUCGUCUCGACCGACGUGGAUUCGCUUGAACCGCCAAAUCUCUCGGUAAUGCAUCGAGUACAAGCGGGAUGGCAGAAACGAUGGCACACAAUCGUACAAUGUACGACAAAACAACGGCAGAAAAAUUAAAUUUCACGUCGGUGACAUUCCUUCCUUCUAACGUGAUCGCUGCCGCGUUUAAUGCUGAGACGACUAAUCCGUCCGCAGCUAUGAUGGGCGAUCCUGCGAUCGUCACUACCAUCAAACCACACCAUCGCGUCUACAACACGACGGAGUAUCUCAUCGAACAAGACGAACUCGAACACAGUAUCCUUGCCAACUUUUCAGACAUACAAACCGUUUUACUUGCAUGCAUAUCGACAUUAUUACCGCUGAUCAUCGCCUUGGGGAUCGCCUUCGGCGUCAGGCACGUGUGGCGAAAAUAUCGGAAUGAUGGAGACAGCGAGAAUGGUUUACCUUGGUAUAAGAACGUCUGCAAUCGCAACAAUGCAGUUGAAUCGCAUCAACAUCAUCCGCAUUCCGGAAAUGUUCCCGUAGAAGCUGCCACGAGAGUCCUCUCCGCACAAGACCUGGUGAAUGGCCUAGACGUACCUCGAUACAUUUGCGAGACGGAGGUUAUGGAUGUAAAUGUUACCUCGGCGGCGGCCGUGAUGGAAUACACCAUCACUUCCGGUAAUCAUACCAGCAAGAACGCAAACGGGAACAUCAUCACCCUUACGCUCAAGAACAAUCAUCUUAUCGUAGAAACAGAGGAACGUGCGGUAAUGACAGAGGAUAAUAAACCCACGUCAAGGUAUAAGGACAGCGGGUGUUCAUUUGUGGUCGAAAUACAGCCAGAUUAUAACAAGGAAGAGACGGAGGGUAACAAAGGAUCAUCCAAUGAUGUGACCACUGCUGUCACCGAUCAACAGGCUCUGGUACAUAGAGAAGAAAUACCAGAUGAUAGAUUCUCAGGUUUCGAAAAUACACGACUGUUUGGAAGCACCAAUACCGGUCUGUCACAAUCAGACCUUUCAGUAUCUAGUCAAGGUUCGGCCAACCCGAGCUACCGCUACGGCAAUCAGGUCGAAUACGAUUCCGGUCACCUUAGUUAUCCUAUGUACGGUGGUAAUUACGAGUCUGAUGUACUGUCGCGGAAACUGGAGGGACGGUCGAAAUGGGUAGAAUUCGAUAAAUCACCAGAUAUAGAAAAAAUACUGUUAGAUGAUUCUAGAAAUUUUAUCAGUGAGGAGGAGGAGGAAGAAGAUAAAAGUCCACAAUUUUUCGGAAAAUCAAAAAAUAUGUCAUCUCUACAAGACAUUGAGGCCGUGACAACGCGAGAAGACUCGUUGGAGAUCAACAGUUUCCCAGAUGCCGUGCAAUCCAAUCCGAAUCUUCAAGUGAACGGCACAACGCCCAAUAAGCUCGAAAUUAUGGAACAGAAAGCUCUGAGCAACGACUUUGCUAGCAAGACAGACAACAAGCCCGUAAUAACCGGUGUGCUGCUGAAGGACGAUGUCCAGGAGGAUGCGUUCCAGGAGCAGCAACGUAAAUUGGGUAAUGGCACGCUGACUCCAGAACACAAGGGGGACAAGACGACGGCACGCAAGCCGGAAGGUAGCGUCUUCGUGCCGAGUCACAAACGAGCGGGCAGCAUCCCGCCGCGACUGAUCGAGGAGACACUCGAAAUGGACCGCAAGAAAUCACUGGACAUCUAUAACAAGUACAGUCAAAUCAAAACGAGUACCAGGGGUAUGCUGCCAAGCUUGAGUCCGAAAUUCGAGCUGUUGCAGAAUGAGGUGAGUCCGAUCGAGGAGAAAGAGAGUUAAUGCGGCACCAGGAAGAAUCUCCCAUCCGGUUCCCCUCAACAUUAUCGUCGUCAGUUUUCUGACUGUGUCGUCGGGAACGCAACGUCCUCUGGAUAAAUUGCAACGAAAGAUGUGACUGUAGUCAGGGAUUAUUUUAAAAAAAUGCAGCGAACAACGGUUAAUGAUAUACUAAUGGCA